GGGAAAUGUGAUCCUUCAGGGGCAGGUUGGGAUGGGGGAUUGCCUCGAGGGGCCCCCAGAUGCUCCCUCUCCCUUGAAGGCUUUGCAGCAUCAGUGUGGCAUUGUCCCUGUGCCACCACAUCCCCCUGGAGCCUGGAGUGGCUGCCUGGGCAGAGCAGUGACAGCAGCCAGGAGCCUCCAAAAACCCCUCCUGCAGCUUGCUCUGGUUCCCUUAUCGCUCAGCACACCCUUCCCCUUCGAGAUUUCUGCUCUCGCCUCCUGCCCCGCAGCAGGAAGGAGCUGCAGCUGCGCCGGGAGCUGCUCCGAGGGCUCGGCCGAGGGUGCUGCAAGAGCUCUGUCUCAGACCCCUCUGCAGGGAGCAUCGAGCCACAGAGCCCAAGCUUGGAUUAAGGAACGGAGAAGGGAAGGAAGCAUGUUCCAGGCGGCGGGAGCAGCCAGCCCAGCCCCAGCUCAUGAGGCCAAGAACAGCUCAGGAGGCAGCACAGUGCAGCGCUCCAAGUCCUUCAGCCUGAAGGCGCAGGUGAAGGAAAUCUGCACUGCCUGCCAGAAAACCGUGUACCCCAUGGAGCGGCUGGUGGCCGACAAAUCCGUCUUCCACAGUUCCUGCUUCUGCUGCAAGCACUGCCACACCAAGCUCAGCCUGGGCAGCUACGCCGCGCUGCACGGCGAGUUCUACUGCAAGCCCCACUUCCAGCAGCUCUUCAAGAGUAAAGGAAACUACGACGAGGGCUUUGGGCGCAAGCAGCACAAGGAGCUGUGGGUGCACAAGGAGGUGGAGAGUGGCACCAAGUCGGCGUGAGAGGGGCAGCCCCAGCUCCUGGAGCUGAGCUGGGGUGAGCUGAGCUGAUGUGAACAGGACCUGUGCGAGGGCAGAGGGGAGAGGGGAGAGCCCCUCUUUGGGGGAGCUCAGAGGGGUCCGGCAGGCCCAGGGCAGGGCAGAGGGGACCAGGCUGCAGCCCCCAGACCCAAAGCCCUCUCUCUGCAGGCCCCUGUCCCAGUGAGAUCAGAGCAGAAGCAGCUGCCCCCCUGUCCCCAUGGCAAAGGAGAGGAGCUGGGGGCUCAUCCAGCCUGGGAGUCCCUGCAGAGCUCCCAGCUCCAACCCUGGUCCUUGGUCCUUGGUUUACAUCAGCUCAGCUCAGCUGGGAUGGUUCAGCCUUAAGGAUGUUGCCCUGCCAUGGUUUGACAGUGUCUCUUUUUUAUAUUUGCCUUCUUCUGGUACGUUCUGCGCUGGAGCCUCGCGGCAGCUCCACACGCGCUCCUUUAUUUUUGUAAUACAAGGUUUCCGAGCCUUC
Molecule: messenger RNA, 1292 nt
Organism: Catharus ustulatus (Swainson's thrush)
Lineage: Eukaryota; Metazoa; Chordata; Aves; Passeriformes; Turdidae
Gene: LIMD2
Product: LIM domain containing 2
Exons: 5
Coding region: 32-799 (255 amino acids)
Biological process (GO): actin filament bundle assembly
Cellular component (GO): actin cytoskeleton; plasma membrane
Molecular function (GO): actin filament binding
Source: RefSeq, a predicted model, not a curated record